AUGAUGAAAGCAAACAUCAGAAACACAGACGAAGAAAAACUAUACCGAUCCUGGAAUCACUCAUACAACACAAAGAGUGAUCCUGAAAUUUUGCGACUUGAAAAUGAGUCACAUAAAACUCUUCUGGCACUGCAUGAAAUUCGUCGAAAGGGACAACAAAUCCGCUCCAAUAGGUCGCUAGAGCUGGAUGCGUUGGAAAUGAGACGAAUAACACUAGUAGAAAUUUUGAAGCGAAUGGAAACUGAAUUGAGAGACAAAGACUCAGGGAAAUACGGGAAGGUUAUCGCAAAAGUGGUUGGUGAGCGCAAGGUUAAGUUGCAGAAAGCAACAGGAAUGGAAUCACGCCUUUGUCAGCUGAUGCACCAAAUGCUUGCGAAGCAGCACCAACUGAAGAUAAUGAAAAACUCUGCAAAAGCGAUACAACAACUAUAUAAACGCCACGAGCUUCGAAACAAGGAUGAAUUCCAUUCAUACGAUGCGUUAUCACUGAAGCUCGAAGCUUCUCGUUUGUCACUCUUGGCAAUGUAUGAUGACGUGUUUGCACAGCAACACCGGGUACUAGCUAUUCUACAGGAUAAGAAGACGGAAGGAACCGUAUCAAACUACUCGUUGCCCAAAUCCAGGAGCAUGCCCCCGAUCCAAGUGCUGCAGGUUAGUACAAAGCAUCAGUUUUCUGUUGAAGAUCUUCGAUCACCAAAUUCCAUGGGUUCCAAUGAAGACUCUAAGUCUGCAAUGGAGGCGCUCGAUGACGUCAGUCUUGGCAGCGGAACAAGAUUAUCCACUGAUGAAGUAAAAACGAGCAUUUCUAUUUCAAAUAACAAUGUGCAAAACCGUCAGACAACUCCAGAGGAUUGCUCAAUGAUCAAAGACCCAAAUAGCAAGUCUGCUCGAGAGCGACGCCGAGAGAUUGAACAUCUCAGACAAGCGCGAGUACUGGGGAAUAGUAGCCCCCAUUGGAGUAGUCUCUCAGUGACAGCAAUUGAAGAAAGUGCAGGAGCGAGUUCGCACAGACAAAGGAUGAGGGAGCUCGAAGCGGUGCGAAAGAAGCUUACGACUAAAGCGUCCGAGCCGCCGAACAUAAAUGAUGAUAAUGAUGAAUUGAGACCAAGGGGAAAGGGCUCAGCAAAAACUAGAUCCCCGCAAACGAUGCUGUAG
Messenger RNA from Cylindrotheca closterium, 1155 nucleotides. NCBI's taxonomy places the organism in Eukaryota, Bacillariophyta, Bacillariophyceae, Bacillariales, Bacillariaceae. The record is from the annotation of a GenBank genome assembly.